Molecule: messenger RNA, 1080 nt
Organism: Kuraishia capsulata CBS 1993
Lineage: Eukaryota; Fungi; Ascomycota; Pichiomycetes; Pichiales; Pichiaceae
Exons: 1
Coding region: 1-1080 (359 amino acids)
Biological process (GO): magnesium ion transport
Cellular component (GO): membrane
Molecular function (GO): magnesium ion transmembrane transporter activity
Source: RefSeq, a predicted model, not a curated record
AUGGAUGAUAAAUACAUUGGACUGGCGUUGGCAAUGAGCUCAUCGCUCGCCAUUGGUACCUCGUUCAUCAUCACCAAAAAGGGUCUUAUGAAUACCUCAAGCAGACAGGGGUCUGAUUCAGUUGAAGGAUUCGCGUAUUUGAAGAACCCAAUCUGGUGGGCUGGUAUAAUAACGAUGGCAGUUGGAGAAAUCGCCAAUUUCGCUGCAUACACUUUUGCCCCUGCAAUUUUGGUCACUCCUCUGGGCGCUUUAUCCGUGAUUAUUGGUGCCGUUUUGGCCGCCAUUUUCUUGAAGGAGGAGCUAGGCACUCUGGGAAAAAUGGGCUGUGCUAUCUGUUUGCUUGGUUCAGUGAUCAUCGUGUUACAUGCUCCACCAGAUAAGGAUAUUGACACUGUUGAUGAGAUUUUGAACUACGCCGAACAGCCAGGAUUUCUGUUCUACGUGUUUGCAGUUGCAAUCUACUCGAUCUUCAUGAUUCACAAGAUUGUACCAAAAUACGGCUCCAAGAACCCCAUGAUCUACAUCUCCAUCUGUUCUACGGUGGGGUCUGUAUCGGUCAUGUCGAUCAAGGCAUUUGGCAUUGCGUUGAAGCUGACUCUGAGUGGAAACAACCAGUUCACCCACCCUUCCACAUACAUAUUCCUGAUCGUGGUGGCCAUCUGUAUCGCGACUCAGAUGACGUACUUUAACAAGGCGUUAGACCAAUUCGACACUUCUAUCGUCAAUCCACUCUACUACGUCACGUUCACCACUGCGACGUUGUGUGCUUCUUUCAUCCUCUUCAGAGGUUUCAACACCACCUCUUCUGUGAACAUCAUAUCGCUGGUUUGUGGCUUUUUGAUCAUUUUCAGUGGAGUAUACUUGUUGAACAUCUCCAGAAAGACCCCAGACCCAGAGACCAUGUUUGCCAAAUCCAAGGGUGGCUUCGAGAACGUCCCCAUGGAUAAUGGUGUUGGUGGUGGUGUGCAGUUCAGAAGAUCAAUGCAGGCUUCUAGGGCCCCAGGUGGGUAUCAGUAUGGUGAGCUUGACGAGGAAGCAAUACAGCUCAGGCGAACUGACAGUUUUGACUUGAGUGAUUAA